AUGCUAAUAAUACGAAGACUUCUUGAACUUCGAGGAUACCAGGUUCGUGUCGGCCAUAUUGGAGCUAGUGGUUUCAUGAAGAAUGGCGAUAAAAUCAUCGAAAUUUCGCGGAAGGAGCUUUGGAAAGACGGUGUUUUAGACGACGAUUUUGACAUUGAGAUUAUCAACCAAAUGGGAUGUGGCGAGUCAUUCGAAGGUGUAGCCGUCGGCGCUGACAUGUACCAUGUACAAAAAGUACGAGCGUUCAUAGGACCGUAUUGCAAUACUGAGCUUGAUGCUGUUGCCAAAAUGGCUUCCUUCUGGAAUGUUCCAAUAGUCGGCUACAUGGCUUCGUCUAAUGCAUUUGCUGACAAAUCCAUCUAUAAAACUUUGGCUCGGAUAGGCGUGGUCACGAAUACCGGUCCGCUGGCUUUCGAGAGAGCGGUAGCCUUCGAGGAAGUCUUUCAUAUGCACAAGAUUAUGGUUAUUAAAAAGGUUAUGUUCGAUGAGAAUGCCAAUACAAAGACAAUGGGGGAGAGUGGACUGCUAAAGGAAAUAUCGAAUAAUGCAAGAAUUAUAAUCUGUAUAUUCUCGUCAACUCGUGAUAUGGCCAUUGAGUUCAUGAAAGCUGCGUACAUGGCCAAGAUGAACACUCAUGACUAUGUCUAUAUUUUGCCAUGGUUACAGAAAAGAGAUUCCGGAGGAAAGCCUGGUACGGUAACGCCAGGUGGGACGGGGUUGCAGGAGUCAUCUAGGCUACCGAAACGGAAAAGGACUAGGAUGGCGAUCUGUACUUAUAACGCACGAACAUUCGACAGUAGAGGUGUUGGUGGAGUUGGCGUCCUCGUUAACACGAGAACGGCAAAGAACAUCGACUCUUUCGAACAAAUUACGACCCGAAUCGGACGUCUGCGGAUGAGAAGAUGUGGUCCAACACCAGCUUUGACUAUCUUCGUCGCUUACGCUCCAACAUCAAGCUACGAAGAAGAAGAAGUCGAAGCUUUCUAUAAGGACCUGGAGAAGUUCUACCGAGAAGAUCAUGCCUUCUACAAGGUCAUAAUUGGUGAUUUCAACGCCAAAGUUGGCCCAAGAAGAACGCCGGAGGAACAUCACUUCGGGACCCACGACCUACGAUGGAAUGACCAGGGAGAGAGGCUCUCCGAGUUCAUCAUGACGACUAAGACCAUCCAUGGGAACUCGCAAUUCCAGAAGCCCUCCUCUCUACGCUGGACGUGGGAGUCACCCGAUGGAGGGUACCGUAAUGAAAUAGACCACAUCAUUAUCAAUAAAAGGUUCUGCCUGACGGACGUCGCUGUUGUACCAAAGUUCAAUACGGGAUCGGACCAUCGCCUCCUCCGAGGAAGAGUUUCCUUCACAAGGGGAGAGAAGAAAGCCGCCAAAUUCAGAGAGCGAAAUCCCAGGACUAUCCUCAACUGGAAUCUCUUGGCUACGUUAGCCGGCUUUUGGAAAGUUUCCGCAAUGGACAACAUCGACGAAGAAUAUGACCGGCUCGUUGAACACCUUCACGACUGUGCGAAGAAGGCUGAGAGUUUUAAAACGACCAAGAGACGCCUGUCUCCUCAAACUCUUGAGCUGAUACGCCAGCGUGGAGCAGCACGAGCUGCAGGGAACCAAAAACUCACGUUCGAGCUUGCAAGGCUUUGCAGAGAGGCGAUAAUGGAAGACCUUAAAGAGAGAAGAGCAGAAGUGCUGGCUGAAGCUGCAGAGGCGGGGAAAAGCAUCCGCUAUGCCAGUCGAGACUUCGCCAGUCGCAAGACGAGGAUGACUGCUCUCCGGAACCCAAACGGAACAGCCAUUGGAUCGAGAAGGGGGAUGGAGAAAAUCAUCUACGACUUCUACUCUGAUCUCUUCGACAGCCAUGUCCACUUGCCUCCUCAUCAUCUGAAGGAAGAUGUCAGUCAUUCCAGAGGUUCUCCCGUCCGAAAUACGACAUGCUAUCAUGUCUCUAAGAACUCGUACGGCAACCGGUCCCGACAGAAUAAGACCAGAACACCUGAAGAGCCUUCCGCCAGUACUCAUCAACACCCUGGCGAGGCUCUUUACACGUUAUCUGUCGGAAUGCAAGGUUCCUAA
Molecule: messenger RNA, 2073 nt
Organism: Necator americanus (New World hookworm)
Lineage: Eukaryota; Metazoa; Nematoda; Chromadorea; Rhabditida; Ancylostomatidae
Exons: 9
Coding region: 1-2073 (690 amino acids)
Biological process (GO): signal transduction
Molecular function (GO): peptide hormone binding; signaling receptor activity; catalytic activity
Source: RefSeq, a predicted model, not a curated record